CACAUCAAGUGAAGUGGUUGUCAAUGGUGAUAGCAGGGCAAAGCGGACUCACAACACUCGAUCGCACUUCAAAAGAUAGAUUUCACCCAUUUCCUCGAGUUGUUUUCUUAUGAAAGCAAUUUACCGCUGAUUUGUUUCAAGAUUUUGAGGAACAAGGAAAAGCAGAAUGACUGCCCCAAGGAUGUAUACAGCCGAAACGGAAAAACUGUUGAAAGAAAAAGGGCUGCGAUGUGUCUGUGAGUUAUGCGAUUGUGGCGGAUACCAUCCUCACAUUGGCUGCACAAAAGAGCCACAGAAAAUGAAAUCAGUAUUUAAGCGACCGGGGCUGGCAGAUGCAAAGACUAACUAUCAAAACACUUACACUUCACAUGAUGGAGCGAAACCUCGCAAUACAAGAAAGCCACUCCCGCGCCUUAGGAACCCGAACCCUCCCCCUAUGGACUUCAGAACGGUUCAGAGAAUGGAGUUUAUCCCAAGGAAACCUGAACCACAAGGAAGCUGUAAGAUGAUGGAUAAUUACAAGCCACCUGACGAGAAACUGGACGGAAAGACAAUCUAUGCGCAAGAGUUUGUAAACCGAGGCCCUCCAGAGGUGGUGAAGAUAACGCGACCAAAGACAGUCACGCAAAACCAGGGACUGAAAUUUCAGUCGGCUACCACUCACAACCAAACGUUCACACCCAAAGUGCCCAGCCCCCAAGCACCGUUUGGCGAACUCCCUUGUUACACGGGGGGAAUCCUCUAUCCUGAGAAAAACGGCAGAUAUGACGUAACAACCUGGAAUCAAGACGUCUACCGCGGUAAAUUUGCGGCGCGCCCCGACGCCUUCAAGCCUAAGGAAGCGCAAGUGACCAUUGGUAUUGAAGGAGAUCACCUCUUACAAACGGUUCAUAGGGAUGCUUUCAAG
Messenger RNA from Pocillopora damicornis (cauliflower coral), 907 nucleotides. RefSeq lists its product as uncharacterized. The record is from RefSeq and is a predicted model, not a curated record. Gene Ontology annotation, cellular component: cytoskeleton. Gene Ontology annotation, molecular function: microtubule binding. NCBI's taxonomy places the organism in Eukaryota, Metazoa, Cnidaria, Anthozoa, Scleractinia, Pocilloporidae.